CGACCAUAGGCCAUACUUUCAUUGCUUUGAUAUUUCCUAAUGACUUCUAUCCCGAAGGCUGCGCUCUACUAUUACCCUCGAUCGAUCUGGUCGGCAGUCGCCCUCCUCGCGUUGGAAGAGAAGGGCUAUGGUGCCGAUGAAGUCGACCUUCGGAUCGUCGACAUAUGGAAAGGAGAGAACUAUGAUCCCACUUUCCUUCGUUUGAAUCCCAAAGCGACCGUCCCAACUCUUGUGGUGCCACUGUCCAACACCCUGUCGGACGAAAUCGAUAGUCGGUACAAGGCCAUAACCGAGUCUAUUGCCAUUGCUGAAUUCCUGGACAAAUCCCGUUCCCUGGUAUCGAGGACCCAUACUACUUCUUCCGCUCCCGCCCCUGCCCUUGCACCGGCAACGAUUGCCGCCACAGACAUCGCACGCGUCGUCAUUGGGCUCCUUCACUCGGAGGAAGCUAACCCGAACCAUCUACGAUACAAGAAUGCUCGGGAUGAUGCAUCGUUGAAAGUGCUGGCCAAGGAGGUCUUGCACAUUGUCCAGGCCAAACGAGACGCCCUCAAGAAACACCUGGCAGACGCAGAGGGAGAAGUCAUUCAUGUCAGUGAAAAGGUUAAGAAAUUCUGGCAGGAAAGGCUCGAGUCCGUCGAUCUGUCGUCGCGUGUCUUGGAAGCCGCCGAAAAACCGGUGGAAGAGUUGAGCGAAGAGGAGAAGGCGGAACGACAGAGUUUCAUCGAUGUUGGACGGAAGGCAUGGGAAAAGGAUUUGCCCAUCAUCUUGUUGAAGUUAUCGAAGGAAACCACUGGACCAUUCUCCCUCGGUGACCAAUUCUCCAUUGCCGAUUUGCAUCUUGCCCCUUGGUUUACACGAGUUGUGAAAUUGGCUGGUGGAUCCGUCGACGACGAUGGCAAGACUGUCGUCGAGAAACUCGAGAAAUACGUCGGCGCUGUCCUCGCUCUUCCUCGGGAUUUCUCUGGCGAUGCUGGAGGAAGGGGCGAAAAGCAAGCGAAGCUAGGGGCCUUCUGGGAUGCGCUGAAGGAGAGACCGAGCUGGCAGAAGUUGUACGGACAAGGCUUGUUCUAAGAACAUCAGACCAAGGAAUUUAUGAUGUGUCAUCUGGUAGACUAGAAACGAUUGACAUGGGACAUUGACGGGCUAAUAUUGUCCUUAGUGGACGGCUAAAUUUGGAUUGACACUGAUUGC
Molecule: messenger RNA, 1194 nt
Organism: Coprinopsis cinerea okayama7#130
Lineage: Eukaryota; Fungi; Basidiomycota; Agaricomycetes; Agaricales; Psathyrellaceae
Exons: 7
Coding region: 40-1074 (344 amino acids)
Biological process (GO): L-phenylalanine catabolic process; glutathione metabolic process
Molecular function (GO): glutathione transferase activity; maleylacetoacetate isomerase activity
Source: RefSeq, a predicted model, not a curated record